This is a messenger RNA of Toxotes jaculatrix (banded archerfish), 2164 nucleotides long. RefSeq names its product Cbp/p300-interacting transactivator, with Glu/Asp-rich carboxy-terminal domain, 4b (gene cited4b). Bases 202 to 951 code for a protein of 249 amino acids. Gene Ontology annotation, biological process: regulation of DNA-templated transcription. Gene Ontology annotation, cellular component: nucleus. The record is from RefSeq and is a predicted model, not a curated record. NCBI's taxonomy places the organism in Eukaryota, Metazoa, Chordata, Actinopteri, Toxotidae. The transcript is spliced from 2 exons.
UUGACCCAGAAAAUAGGCAGUCGUUUCAAGAUCUGAUGCGGCAGUCUUUGUGCACACCGUCCCCGCUUGAGCAUGAAGCGUAACCCUGUGGAAUACAUACUGUAAUUCAGAGGAGCUUUGCCUUGCACAGGAAAACUGUUUUAAAAGACGGAGCUGAAGCAAGUCGCGCAACUUUGUGAAAACGUAGCGGAUACGGGAGGCAUGGCAGACCAUCUGAUGAUGCCCAUGAAUCACAGCUCAGCGGGCGCCAGUCUCCACGGUUACAGGAUGGGCAUGAAUGGUGGCCUGCAGGCAGGUCACCAGCAGCAUGCCAACCAGCAGGGCAUGCGGGCGCUGCCCAAUGGCCAGAUGAUGCACUAUGGUGGUGCCCAGGCCAACAUGGAAACUGCCAUGAGGCAGCGGCCGAGCAUGGUGGGCGGACCCAUGAAUGGACAGCUGAAUGGGGCCCAGAUGGGUCACCACCAGAUGACCUCUGGUAACAUGAUGUAUAAUGGCCAGCCCCAGCAGCAACAGCAUCACCCUCAGCAGCAGCAUCACAUGCAUCCACAGCAGCACCAGCAACAAGCCCAGCACCCACAGCAGCAGCAACAACAGUUCAUGAAUGGAGGGUUAACAUCCCAGCAGCUCAUGGCCAGCAUGCAGCUGCAGAAACUCAACACCCAGUACCAUGGACACCCACUGGGGCCUAUGGGUGGGAACCACAUGGGGCCCACGAACCAGUACCGCAUGAACCCGGCCCAGCUGGCUAACAUGCAACACAUGGCUGGGCCGGCCCUGGCCCUGAACGGCAUGGAUGCGGAUAUGAUCGACGAGGAGGUCCUGACCUCGCUGGUCAUGGAGCUGGGCUUGGAUCGAGUCCAAGAGCUGCCAGAACUCUUCCUGGGCCAAAAUGAGUUUGACUUCAUCUCAGACUUUGUCAGCAAACAGCAACCUAGCACCGUUAGUUGCUGAGAGGACGUGGUUUGCAAAUGGGGCACAAAUGGACAGAGAAGAGUGAGAAUUGUCCAGGAUGGAUGAAGGGUGCUCGUCUCUUCACUUUUUAUUUUGUGGGCACCUCCCUGUACAACUAAACCAAGUUGUGAAGCAGGGUGCACAGAAGAGAACCCUGGAUAUCCACAGUGAACGCACAGUGCUCGAGUCGCACAUGUGCUAGUGGCCAGAGGGUGGCUGGCUUUAAGGCCUAGUUCCACCUUUCCCAUUUCCUGGACAUGAAUGUAAUAAUGAAAUGCUGAAAUUCUUAAAAGCCACUCUGAACAAUGCUAUGACACUGUGUAUCCUCCAAGCCCGGACUCCAUGACAGCUUACCAGUAAAAAGGUGUAUUUAUUUAUUCCUAUCUGAGAAAACCAAUACAAAGAACAACCACCUUCUCCAUUUUGGGAACCAAGUGGCUUUAAUGAUUUUUUUUUCUCAGAGUAGGAUGGGGAAGGAAGUAAAAUUUUAAGUUCUCUGCUUAUGCUUUUUCCCAUUCUAUUGGCCUAGUAUUAAAAAUAAGCUCAAGAUGACAAGGUCAUCUAAAAAGAGCCUGAUUUUUCUAUCACAAAAGUCAGACACAACAGAAGUACAAUGUUUUCUCAUUUGAAUGGGAUUGUCAUCCAGAUUUUAAAAUGGUUCACUUUUUGUAAAGUGCUGCCUUUUUAGAUGUGAUGUUCUCAAAAAUCUCCUGCUUGUACUGUAUGAAGCUGUAUAACUCCAACAUGUCCACACUGUUGUGUUCUAUUGGAGAUGUAGAACCGCCUUAAUCACGCAGAUUCUUAUUUAUUGGUUGUUUAUAUUGUCCCCUUUUUGUGGUCAAGAUGGGGGGAUGGUCUUUGUGAAAGGGGUUUUGAGGAUCAAUAAAGAUGGCCUGGAUAGAAGUGUGGCCUGCUUUUCCAUUCAUUGCACAGCUCUUCCCCGGGGCAGUGGAGAGCUAGCUAAGUGCUUAGGUUAACCUGUGGGUGAAGGGAAACCUCAGUUUCUUUUAAGCCUGGGAUGGAAAUGUUUAAACAGAUGCAAUAUUUAUGCUUUUUGAGAAGGAUAUCUACACUAGAUCUUUUCUGUAAUUUCCACUGCUUAAAAGUCACAGUGCCACACAACUGGCAUGAUUUACAUGUUUUAUAAGAGCAACAAUAUUAUGCCAUAAUACAUCUGAUAUGACAUCCCACAUAGUGAUUUCCAAAUGAGAUU